UUUCAACCACACUUACCAAAUAUAUAUUCAUUCAAGUUUGAUAAACACUUCUUUGCUUCUUGAUUCUUGAUUCAAUUUCUCAAUCACUAUGAGUCCAAAACUAGCCUUUGCCAUUGCAACAAUCCUAAGCAUUUCAUGCAACGAAAAAAUUCUUGUUUUUGGCGACAUUGGGACAGCUAGUUCCUACAACCCUCCUUACACACCUACUAGGUGCAAUGGCAAUAGAGGCGACCAAUUCCCCUCGGGCAACCUGUUUGUGCAAGUGAGCGAGGGGCUGUGGGACAACGGCGCUGCUUGCGGCCGCCGUUACAGACUCCGGUGCCUCAGCGGCAGCAACCGGCCGUGCAAGGAGGGCACGGUGGACGUGAGGGUGGUCGAUUUUUGCACCCGACGGCCGUGCCCGUCGACUAUAAUGAUGUCGACCGAUGCCUUCGCCGCCGUCUCAAGAUCCCCAAACGCUAAAAUCAACAUUGAAUUUAUUGAGAUUUGACACGAAAUAUGGACAUUAAUUUGUGGACAGACUUCACAGUUUGCUAGCAUGUUUAGCUUAUUAAAUUUGGAUGCUGAUUUAAUUUGUAGCAUUCUUGUCGCUUAUAUUAAAUUUGUAUGAAUUAUUACACAAGAUAUAUAGUAUUAAAUUUUAUGAAUUA
Messenger RNA from Salvia miltiorrhiza (redroot sage), 650 nucleotides. Its product is annotated as EG45-like domain containing protein 2. NCBI's taxonomy places the organism in Eukaryota, Viridiplantae, Streptophyta, Magnoliopsida, Lamiales, Lamiaceae. The transcript is spliced from 3 exons. The record is from RefSeq and is a predicted model, not a curated record. The coding region runs from base 89 to 490 and encodes 133 amino acids.